CUCUUCCGGGCAAAAUGGCGAUGGGACUAAUGUGCGGACGCCGGGAGCUUCUGCGCUUGCUACAGUCCGGGCGUCGGGUCCACAGCGUCGCAGGGCCCUCGCAAUGGCUUGGGAAACCGCUGACCACACGGCUCCUAUUCCCAGCAGCCCCGUGCUGCUGUCGCCCACACUACCUCUUCCUUGCGGCUUCCGGCCCCCGCAGCCUCAGUACCUCUGCUAUCUCUUUUGCAGAAGUCCAGGUUCAGGCCCCUCCUGUUGUUGCUGCAACUCCCUCACCCACAGCAGUACCUGAGGUGGCUUCUGGAGAGACUGCAGAUGUAGUCCAAACUGCUGCAGAGCAGAGCUUCGCUGAACUGGGGCUGGGGUCAUACACCCCAGUGGGACUGAUCCAGAAUUUACUGGAAUUUAUGCAUGUUGAUCUGGGCCUACCUUGGUGGGGGGCCAUUGCUGCAUGUACAGUCUUUGCCCGCUGCCUGAUUUUUCCUCUCAUCGUGACGGGCCAGCGAGAGGCAGCCAGGAUCCACAAUCACUUGCCAGAGAUCCAGAAGUUUUCCAGUCGAAUCAGAGAGGCCAAGUUAGCAGGAGACCAUAUUGAGUAUUACAAGGCUUCCUCGGAGAUGGCACUUUACCAGAAAAAACAUGGUAUUAAACUCUAUAAACCUCUCAUUCUCCCUGUGACUCAGGCCCCAAUCUUCAUCUCCUUCUUCAUUGCUUUGAGAGAGAUGGCCAACCUUCCUGUGCCCAGCCUGCAGACAGGUGGCCUCUGGUGGUUCCAGGAUCUCACGGUAUCCGAUCCCAUCUACAUAUUACCACUGGCAGUCACUGCUACAAUGUGGGCUGUUCUUGAGCUAGGUGCUGAGACAGGUGUGCAAAGUUCUGACCUUCAGUGGAUGAGAAAUGUCAUCAGAAUGAUGCCCCUGAUAACCUUGCCCAUAACCAUGCAUUUCCCCACGGCAGUGUUUAUGUACUGGCUCUCCUCCAAUUUGUUUUCCCUGGUCCAAGUAUCCUGUCUCCGGAUUCCAGCAGUACGCACUGUACUUAAAAUCCCCCAGCGUGUUGUACAUGACCUGGACAAAUUACCUCCACGGGAAGGCUUCCUAGAGAGCUUCAAAAAAGGCUGGAAAAAUGCUGAAAUGACGCGUCAGCUGCGAGAGCGUGAACAACGCAUGCGGAAUCAGUUGGAGCUAGCAGCCAGGGGUCCUUUACGACAGACCUUUACCCACAACCCUCUCCUACAACCUGGAAAGGAUAACCCUCCCAAUAUCCCUAGCAGCAGCAGCAAACCAAAGUCAAAGUAUCCCUGGCACGACACACUUGGCUGACUUAUGUUCUGUGCGCAUUCUGGCAGGAAUUCUGUCUCUUCAGAGACUCAUCCUCAAAACAAGACUUGACACUGUGUCCUUGCCCCAGUCCUAGGAACUGUGGCACACAGAGAUGUUCAUUUUAAAAACGGAUUUCAUGAAACACUCUUGUACUUAUGUUUAUAAGAGAGCACUGGGUAGCCAAGUGAUCUUCCCAUUCACAGAGUUAGUAAACCUCUGUACUACAUGCUGCUUCCUGAUACUUAUUGAACAGGGAAAUCAGUGUGCACUUCAGAAAACUGAAGAAUACCCAGCAUUUUGGGAGGCCGAGGUGGGUGGAUCACCUGAGAUCAGGAGUUUGAGACCAGCCUGGCCAACAUGGGGAAACGCCAUCUCUGCUGUUUUACAAAAAUAGCCACACGUGGUGGUGCACACCUGUAGUCCCAGCUACUCGGGAGGCUGAGGCAGGAGAAUUGCUUGAAUCCGAGAGGCGGAGGUUGCAGUGAGCCAAGAUCGCACCACCGCACUCCAGCCUGGGCAAUAGAGGGAGACUGUCUCAAAAAAAAAAGAAAACUGAAGAAUAGAGUGAGUCAUGAUUGCUUUUGCUGGCCCAUGGCCUUGGAAAAUAUAAUGUUUUAACCUGGCAUUAAGGGUUUAAACUUCCACCCAGGCGCAGUGGCUCACGCCAGUAAUCCCAGCACUUUUGGGAGGCCAAGGCGGGCGGAUCACGAAGUCAGCAGAUCGAGACCAUCCUGGCCAACAUGGUGAAACCCCGUCUCUACUAAAAAAAAAAAAAAAAAAAUUAGCCGGGCAUGGCGGCGGGUGCCUGUAUUCCCAGCUACUUGGGAGGCUGAGGCAGGAGAAUGGCGUGAACCCAGGAGGCAGAGCUUGCAGUGAGCCGAGAUUGCGCCACUGCACUCCAGCCUGGGCAAGAGAGUGAGACUCCUUCUCAAAAAAAAAAAAAAAAAAAAAAAAAAAAAAACAGUUUAAACUUCCAACCCAUGCAUGUGUUGUUCUAUGCACAUUUGGAUUGCAGUCUAGAGGUGUGGCUGAUAAGUUGAAUGUUGAGAUUGUAUCUAAAUAUAGUAACCGCACUUCUUGAUCCCAAGAUUACUUUAAAAAUUUCAAGAAGUAGAUGUGUGCAAAUUCUUAGUGAUAAUUAAGAAUGAAAGUUCCAGGCUGGGCAAAGUGGCUCACACCUAUAAUCUCAGCACUUUGGGAGGCUGAGGUGGGUAGAUCACUUGAGUCCAGGAAUUUGAGACCAGCCUGGGCAACAUGGCGAGACCUUGUCUCUGCUAAAAAGUUAGCUGAGCAUGGUGGUGCUUGUCCAUAGUCCCAGCUACCUGGGAGGCUGAGGUGGGAGGAUAGCUUAAGCCCAGGAGGUUGAGGCUGCAGUGAUCCAAGAUCAUGCUGCUAUACUCCAGCCUUGGCUACAGAGCAAGAUCCUGUCUCAAAAAGGAAGUUCAUGUCAUUUUUAUGUAACAAUCCAACAUUUGACUAGAGCA
Molecule: messenger RNA, 2806 nt
Organism: Homo sapiens (human)
Lineage: Eukaryota; Metazoa; Chordata; Mammalia; Primates; Hominidae
Gene: OXA1L
Product: OXA1L mitochondrial inner membrane insertase
Exons: 10
Coding region: 15-1322 (435 amino acids)
Cellular component (GO): mitochondrial inner membrane; membrane
Molecular function (GO): membrane insertase activity
Source: RefSeq, marked reviewed